This is a messenger RNA of Prunus persica (peach), 1041 nucleotides long. RefSeq lists its product as uncharacterized. Lineage: Eukaryota; Viridiplantae; Streptophyta; Magnoliopsida; Rosales; Rosaceae. Bases 389 to 919 code for a protein of 176 amino acids. The transcript has 6 exons. The record is from RefSeq and is a predicted model, not a curated record.
UAUAAAUUGGGCCGGUCUAGUUUUGACCCAAUGAGCAUCCCGGCAAUGGGCCACAAGGUCCGAUGGGCGUGAUUUAAAUGGACCAAUCAUAUUGGUGUAAUUUAAUGACGCGCAUGCCGUAGCAGUAGUAAAGGAAGUUUUUUUUAUUUUUUAUUUUUUAUUUUUAAGAAGGGGAAAGUAAAACAAAGCCUUCUUUUUUCAGGAAAAGGACAGUAAAAGAAAGAUUUUAAAAAAUAAAAAAUAAAACCCCUACCGGUAGUAGAAAUCCAUAUCCCAUUCCCAUUCAUACAUAUGCUGCUAACCCAGAGCUUCUUCCUGCCUGUCUGUUUUAAACCAGAGUUAUUUAUUUCACAGACAGAUUGAGUAUAGUGAACGCUUCAGAAAAAGAAUGUUGUGGUGUUCACAUUGCGGAGUUCUUGUUCCUCCAAUGAGAGAUGAUCUUCAGUUUGUAUCAUGCAGUGGUUGUGGAAAAGUGCUUAUCUAUCGAGAUGCCAGUACUAGUGAACCUACUUUGGUCAAAAGCUCCGGAAGAAAGGGCAGGAGGGCAGGUUCUUCUUUAACAUCGGUUUCAAGUGACAAUUCACAGUCGUUUGAAGGUCCUUUAAACGAGGGACUCUGGUCAAAACGUGCUGUCGGUGCCAAUCCUGCUAUGCUGCUCAAGAUCAAGAAACAAGCUCCUAGUUCAAGGAAAAAGUCCAAGGCAAUAAUUAUUCAUGCUGGUGAUGCCAAAGGACAAAACCCUUUCAGCAUAGAGCAUGAAUCAGACAUCUCUGAAAAUGACUUCAAAUUGAGGCAGGAUUAUGAAAAUGUUAAAGAGGAAGGUGAUGGAAGGCCAGCAAAUUAUAAAUCCCACGUUCUGAAUCAAGAAAAUGUUCAUGAAUCUACCUAUGAUGCUGAUGAUGAUGCUGAUUAUGAUUAGUGAUGUUGGAUGUUUAAUGUGUCCUAUAUGCAAUUGUGUUAGGCUGCUCAUACAUCUGUGUGAAAAUCAUGUUCCAUCUACCAAGCAAGUCUUAAUUAGUAAUAAAAUGAAAUUUCAUCAAA